Molecule: messenger RNA, 1588 nt
Organism: Balaenoptera acutorostrata (minke whale)
Lineage: Eukaryota; Metazoa; Chordata; Mammalia; Artiodactyla; Balaenopteridae
Gene: ARRDC1
Product: arrestin domain containing 1
Exons: 8
Coding region: 69-1346 (425 amino acids)
Biological process (GO): protein transport
Cellular component (GO): cytoplasm
Molecular function (GO): ubiquitin-like ligase-substrate adaptor activity; ubiquitin protein ligase binding
Source: RefSeq, a predicted model, not a curated record
GCGCGCGGCGGCGGUGGCAGCGGCAGCGGCGGGGGUGGCAGCGCGCGGCCGCCCCGCAGGGCCGCGGCAUGGGACGGGUGCAGCUCUUCGAGGUCCGCCUGAGCCACGGCCGCGUCGUCUACAGCCCGGGGGAGCCGCUGGCGGGGGCCGUGCGCGUGCGCCUGGCGGCGCCGCUGCCCUUCCGAGCUAUCCGGGUGACCUGCACGGGGUCCUGCAAGGUCUCCAACAAGGCCAAUGACACAGCGUGGGUGGUGGAGGAAGGCUACUUCAACAGCGCUCUGUCCCUGGCCGACAAGGGGAGCCUGCCUGCUGGAGAGCACAGCUUCCCCUUCCAGUUCCUGCUUCCUGCCACAGCUCCCACGUCCUUUGAGGGCCCUUUUGGGAAGAUUGUGCACCAGGUACGGGCCACCAUCGACACACCACGUUUUUCCAAGGAUCACCAGUGCAGCCGCGUGUUCUACAUCUUGAGCCCCCUGAACCUGAAUAGCAUCCCAGACAUCGAGCAACCCAAUGUGGCCUCCACCACCAAGAAGUUCUCCUACAAGCUGGUGAAGACAGGCAGCGUAGUCCUCACCGCCAGCACCGACCUCCGAGGCUACGUGGUGGGGCAGGUGCUGCGGCUGCAGGCUGACAUUGAGAACCAGUCAGGCAAGGACACCAGCCCUGUGGUGGCCAGUCUGCUGCAGAAAGUGUCCUACAAGGCCAAGCGCUGGAUUUAUGACGUGCGGACCAUCGCCGAGGUGGAGGGGGCCGGCGUCAAGGCCUGGAGGCGGGCUCAGUGGCAAGAGCAGAUCCUGGUGCCUGCCCUGCCCCAGUCUGCCCUGCCGGGCUGCAGCCUCAUCCACGUGGAUUACUACCUGCAGGUCUCCCUGAAGACGCCGGAAGCCAUCGUGACCCUCCCGGUCUUCAUCGGCAACAUCGCUGUGAACCAUGUCCCACUGAGCCCCCAGCCAGGCCAAGGCCUGGUGGUGCCCUCAGCGCCACCCCAGGAGGAGGCGGAGGCUGUGGCUGGUGGCCCCCACUUCUUCUCGGACCCUGUCUCCCUCUCCACCAAGAGCCACUCACAGCAGCAGCAGCCGCCUGUAGCCCUCGGCUCUGUGCCUGGCGCCCCUGAACCCCAUCCUCAGGAUGGCAGCCCUGCCCCCCACCCGUUGCCCCCUCCCUUGUGCAUCUCCACAGGUGCCACCGUGCCCUACUUUGCAGAGGGUUCUGGAGGGCCGGUGCCCACGACCAGUACCUUGAUCCUCCCCCCUGAGUAUAGCUCGUGGGGCUACCCCUAUGAGGCCCCGCCAUCCUAUGAGCAGAGCUGUGGUGGUGUGGACCCUGGCCUGACCCCAGGGAGCUGACCCCAUGUUGCCUUCUCCGGACGGACGGACCUAUGCCCUGGGACUAGGCUCCCAGGGCCUCGUGCCUUUGCUCCCGGCCUGGCCCGGCCCACUCAGGACCCGCCGCUGCCCGCCGUUCCUUGCGGCCUCUGCCUCCGGACCAGCCUCUGCCCUGACCAGCCUCUGCAGCCCCCCUGUAGUCGGCCUCUCCCCGGGGGUUGGGGCCUAGAGAGACUUGGUGUAAAUAAAACGCUUCAUUUGUA